This is a messenger RNA of Rotaria sp. Silwood2, 1086 nucleotides long. The record is from the annotation of a GenBank genome assembly. Lineage: Eukaryota; Metazoa; Rotifera; Eurotatoria; Philodinida; Philodinidae.
AUGAGUGCAAACGAUCUAGGACAUAUCCAAAAACUUGAUAGAAAUCAAAUUGAAACUCUUAAAAGUUUUUGGAGAAUUGUUGGAGAUAAUAUUCGUGGUUCGGAAAAUAAAAUCAAUACUAUUUAUGAAGAAGAACUAUUUCUAGCUAUUGCUUAUGAUAAUCCAGAUGCAGUUUUACUUCGAUGGCUUCGGGCUAGAAAAUGGGAUAUUAAAGCUGCUUUACAACAAUUAAUGGAUACAAUUAAAUGGAGACAUGAAUGGGGUGUUAAAGAACUUUUAACGAAAGGUGAAACUGAUCUUUGUUAUGAUGAAAUCAUAACAGGUAAAACUUAUUUUAUGGGUCAUGAUAGAGAUGGUCGUCCAAUAAAUUAUGUUUCUGCUAAAGAACAUAUAAAAGAUCAAUUUCCAUCUGAAGCAACUGAAAAAUUAACAGUUUUUUCAAUGGAAACAGGUAGAAAAUUACUUCAACCACCAAAUGAAUCUGUGACAGUUAUUUUUGAUUUGCAUGGUUUUGGAUUAAAAAAUAUGGAUUAUCAACAUUUAAAAUUUCUUACUCAUCUUCUUCAAAAUCAUUAUCCAGAAUCAUUUGCACUUGGACUUGUUGUGAAUGCACCUUGGAUAUUUAAUGGAUGUUGGUAUGUUAUUAAACGAUGGUUAGAUCCUGUUGUUGAAAGUAAAAUUCAUUUUAUAAGUCAUAUUAGUGAUUUGACUCGAUACAUCGAUCCAUCAUGCUUACCUAAACGAUUAAAUGGUACUCAACAAGAUUUUAAUUAUAUUCCACCUACCGAACAAGAUUUAGAUAUGAUAUCUACUUUUCGAAAUGAUAAACAAGGAAAAAUAAAAGCAGAAGAAACACAUCGAGAAGCUGUACACAAUUAUCUUAAUAUAACUUAUCAAUGGGCUUAUGGAGAUGAAACAAAUAAUACAUUAGAAAAAAGAAAAAUAGCUGAAAACAGAUUAAGAGAUGCAUUUGAACAACUUGUUCCAUAUAUUCAUACAAGAACUCAUUAUCAUCGUACUGGAGCGAUUAAUGAACCAAUAUUUGAUAUUGCCUAUCGAACAAUUAAGAACAAUAUGCAAAAAUAA